Molecule: messenger RNA, 2024 nt
Organism: Trematosphaeria pertusa
Lineage: Eukaryota; Fungi; Ascomycota; Dothideomycetes; Pleosporales; Trematosphaeriaceae
Product: MFS general substrate transporter
Exons: 3
Coding region: 399-1766 (455 amino acids)
Biological process (GO): transmembrane transport
Cellular component (GO): brush border membrane
Molecular function (GO): transmembrane transporter activity
Source: RefSeq, a predicted model, not a curated record
GUUGUCGCACACAGUCAGCCUCAGGCUCCACGGCUCUUGUCUCAUGUACGUCUCCUGACAGCUCCCGCGAUGCCGCAAGCGGCGACGGCGUUUGUCGGUAGCCGUCCAUGUUUCAAGUUAUUGAAUCGCGACCUCGUCCAUAAGAAUACCGCCGUGCGCGCUUGCGCCGACGUGUCGCCAUCCAACAUUUACACCAGCUAGCUGAGCGCCGCCCCGGCCUGGCGAUCGUGAGAUAUUUUGAGAGUAUUUCGAUGGAUGCUUAGGGCUGAGCUGAGCUCCCCUCUUUCCGAGAGUCUUGUCCGAUAUACGUAUGCGCCUAUUCGCUAUUUAACCUACAGCCGGUCAACUAUUCUUGACACGCUCCUUGCUCCUCGACUUUCAGAUAGAGGACGGCAGACAUGGCUUCCUCUGCGCCGGUAUCCCCAGCGCUGCGCAAGAAGGUGCUCCGAGUACUCUUCACGUCGCUGCUGCUCGACCUAAUAUCAUUUACCUUCAUCCUCCCGCUUUUCCCUACGCUGCUCGAAUUCUACCGCGAUCACGAAUCCUCGCAAGCGCACACCUCGCCUACGAUCCUCUCGCGCGUCCUCGCCGGCCUGAACGCGUACAAAAACUCCUUCGCCAAACCGAUCAAUGACCGCUAUGACAUUGUUCUCCUCGGCGGAGCCCUCGGUUCCCUCUUCUCCUUCCUGCAAGCGAUCGCCUCGCCCGUCAUCGGGACACUGUCGGACAAAUAUGGCCGGAGGAGGGCCCUGCUGUGGUCAAUGGCCGGCAACAUACUGAGCGUUGCACUAUGGGUCGCAGCUACAGAUUUCCGGACAUUUCUGGCGAGCAGAGUAGUGGGCGGAUUGAGCGAGGGCAAUGUCCAGCUCGCCAUGGCAAUGGCGACGGAUAUCAGUGAUGAGAGCCAGCGCGGCGCAACAAUGGCCCUUGUGGGCGCUUGCUUCAGCAUUGCGUUUACAUUCGGACCGGCCCUCGGAGCGUGGUUGUCGAGUAUCCAGAGCGUGAAGGAUAACCCGUUUGCGACGGCGGCGGGAUUCUCACUGUUUCUCAUCGUCACCGAGACGGUUUACCUUUACUUUUGCCUCCCGGAGACGCUCCCUACGGCUACAAAGACGAAGAGUAAUGGAGCGGCAAGGGCGGAGGCGAAUGGAAACGGGCAGGCCAAACCAGAGGAGAAGGAACCACGGGUCCGGACCAACUCCCACACGCUUCUCAACGCCACGCACUUCAUCUUUAUCCUGUUCUUCUCCGGCAUGGAGUUCUCGCUCCCCUUUAUGACCUACGAUCUCUUCUCCUACGGCUCCAAGCAGAGCGGUAAGCUACUGGGCUUUAUUGGUCUUAUAGCGUCGCUACUCCAGGGCUCAGUAGUCCGGCGCAUGCACCCCCUUCGGGUGGUGCAGAUGGGCGUCGUGAGCUGCACUAUCGCUUUCUUCUUGCUAGGGAGAGUUGACACGCAGCGGACUUUGUACACGGCUGCUGCGUUGCUGGCUGUGACCAGUGCGACCGUAGUGACAGGCUUGAAUAGUCUGAGCAGUUUUGAGGCGAGCAGCGAAGAGCGGGGAGGUAAGCUGGGGAAUCAUAGGAGUUUUGGACAGAUAGGGCGCUCACUAGGCCCCCUCAUCUUUUGCACACUGUACUGGUGGGCUGGACGAGAGACCGCAUACACGACGGGAGCUGCAGGCAUGAUCGCAGUAUGUGGUCUGGUAUUUGGAGCGCUGAAAGAGCCGCCUGGUACGGAGACUGUACGAAAGACCAAGGCGAAAUAGAUGGAUAUCGGAAAAAGGCAAUACAGGGGCGCUAACGGUGAUUUGUACAGUACAUGUCGCAGCUGCAAUUCAAACACACUCGUGUUUAUACUAGAAUUGACGCUUUACUCGACGAUGUUCUGGCCGAUAGGUGGCACUAUCCAGCAACCCCAUCUCACAGUUGCUUUCCAUUAUCAUGCAGAUUACAAUCUGAGGAAUCUAGUACUGGUGACGCGAGUCCUAUCCGAAUCCCAAUCUCUGUGAUCCCACCCACGAUCC